This is a messenger RNA of Zalophus californianus (California sea lion), 1888 nucleotides long. It is a transcript of the gene DNAJC11, whose product is annotated as DnaJ heat shock protein family (Hsp40) member C11. NCBI's taxonomy places the organism in Eukaryota, Metazoa, Chordata, Mammalia, Carnivora, Otariidae. The transcript is spliced from 16 exons. The record is from RefSeq and is a predicted model, not a curated record. The coding region runs from base 250 to 1815 and encodes 521 amino acids. Gene Ontology annotation, biological process: cristae formation.
GGCAGAGGGAGAAGCAGGCUCCCCACUGAGCAGGGAGCCCGAUGCAGGACUCGAUCCUAGGACCCCGAGAUCAUAACCCGAGCCGAAGGCAGACGCUCAACUGAUGGAGCCACGCAGGUGCCCCACCUGGAUCCAUGUUAAUAAAUUAGAUGUUUAACGUGUUUUCUGCCUACCUUGUGAUGACGUUCUGCUUGCCUCCACUGCAAAGCCUCUUCUGAAGAGCUGAAAGCUGCCUACCGGAGGCUGUGUAUGCUUUACCAUCCCGACAAGCACCGAGACCCAGAGCUCAAAUCACAAGCAGAACGACUGUUUAACCUUGUUCACCAGGCUUAUGAAGUGCUCAGCGACCCCCAGACCAGGGCCAUCUAUGAUAUAUAUGGGAAGAGAGGACUGGAAAUGGAAGGAUGGGAGGUGGUGGAAAGAAGGAGAACGCCGGCUGAAAUCAGGGAGGAGUUUGAGCGGCUGCAGAGAGAGAGGGAGGAGAGGCGGCUGCAGCAGCGCACCAACCCCAAGGGGACCAUCAGUGUUGGCAUCGAUGCCACUGACCUUUUCGAUCGCUAUGAGGAGGAGUACGAAGAUGUGUCUGGAAGUGGCUUUCCACAGAUUGAAAUUAACAAGAUGCACAUAUCCCAGUCUAUUGAGGCACCCUUGACAGCUACAGACACAGCCAUCCUCUCUGGAAGCCUCUCAACCCAGAAUGGGAACGGAGGGGGUUCCAUUAACUUCGCGCUUAGACGAGUCACUUCCGCAAAGGGAUGGGGAGAGUUAGAAUUUGGAGCCGGGGAUCUGCAGGGACCUUUAUUUGGUCUGAAGCUGUUCCGUAAUCUCACCCCAAGAUGCUUUGUGACGACAAACUGUGCUCUGCAGUUCUCAUCCCGUGGAAUCCGGCCUGGCCUCACCACUGUGCUAGCCCGGAACCUGGACAGGAACACGGUGGGCUACCUGCAGUGGCGGUGGGGUAUCCAGUCGGCCAUGAACACGAGCAUCGUCCGGGACACCAAAACCAGCCACUUCACUGUGGCCCUGCAGCUUGGAAUCCCUCACUCCUUUGCACUGAUCAGCUAUCAGCACAAAUUCCAGGAUGAUGACCAGACACGCGUGAAAGGAUCGCUGAAGGCGGGCUUCUUCGGGACGGUGGUGGAGUACGGAGCCGAGCGCAAGAUCUCCAGGCACAGCGUCCUAGGCGCCGCCGUCAGCGUUGGAGUCCCUCAGGGCGUUUCUCUCAAAGUCAAGCUGAACAGGGCCAGUCAGACUUACUUCUUCCCUGUUCACUUGACGGACCAGCUUCUUCCCAGCGCCGUGUUCUAUGCCACCGUGGGGCCGCUCGUGGUCUACUUUGCUCUUCACCGUCUGGUCAUCAAACCGUACCUCAGGGCUCAGAAAGAGAAGGAGUUGGAAAAGCAAAGGGAAAGCACAGCCACUGACAUUCUGCAGAAGAAACAAGAGGCAGAAGCCGCUGUUCGGUUGAUGCAGGAAUCUGUCCGAAGAAUAAUUGAGGCGGAAGAGUCCAGAAUGGGGCUUAUCAUCGUCAACGCCUGGUACGGGAAGUUCGUCAACGACAAGAGCAAGAAGAGCGAGAAGGUGAAGGUGAUUGACGUGACCGUGCCCCUGCAGUGCCUGGUGAAGGACUCGAAGCUCAUCCUCACAGAGGCCUCCAAGGCGGGGCUACCUGGGUUCUAUGACCCGUGCGUAGGUGAGGAGAAGAACCUGAAAGUGCUCUACCAGUUCCGCGGCGUCCUGCACCAGGUGAUGGCACUGGACAACGAGGCGCUUAGGAUACCAAAGCAGUCUCACAGGAUCGAUACAGAUGGAUAAACUGCUUGAGAAACCAGAUUUACAAGAGGCUGCAAAAAAUCCUUUCCUAGGAGUCUACAAAUUCAGAAGCAGG